CUCUUUUUGUGACCCGGAAGUGGAUGUGUAUCGAAAUAAACGCGUCCUGCAGUAAGAGGGCAAAUAUUCACCAGCUAGGUGACUAACAAUUAGAGUCCCUACAUCAGAGUCGAAAUACUUAAAUGUAUUCAACCACCUUUGUUGUUGGAAUGAAUGAGCGAAAUCUAUAAAGAAGCUUAUUUAGGCGGAAACCGUUUUGUUCUCCGCGAUGAAUGGCAGUAAACACGCAAACAGCGAGAGGUUUGUAGCAGUGCGGAUGGCUGCGGGAACCAAAUCGUCCUUCUGCCGUUCGUCUCAUCAAUGACCAUGGAUGUCAGAGCGGUAGUAGAGUUCGCUGCGGCUACCAGAGGCCUUUCUCUGGUUUUACAGGCUGUCCUAAAUGCUGCCAUCCCUGACCAUGACGCGGAUGCCUUCAGCCCCCCACGGACAGAGGAGGCCUUGUACCUGGACUCUGCGGUGGACUGGUUAUUCGGUGGCCUCUCCCACUGGGACGCAGAGCACUUCCUCUUCAUCGCAGAGAGAGGAUACCUAUAUGAGCACAACUUUGCCUUUUUCCCUCUUUUCCCCAUCGUGCUGCGGGGCCUCGCUGAGACUCUUCUCUGGCCCCUCAGCAGCUGGCUCAGCAUGAGGGGCCGCUUGCUCCUGGCUGUUGCUUUGGGGAACAGCGCCCUCUUCUUGCUGAGCGUGGUUGCCUUCUAUGCCCUCAGCAGAGUGGUUCUUCAGGAUCGACGCCUUGCUCUGCUCUCCAGCUUCCUGUACUGCUUUACGCCUGCCAAUGUGUUCAUGACAGCCGGUUACUCGGAGAGUCUGUUUGCAGCGCUCACCUUUGGUGGUCUGUUCCUCCUGGAGAAAAGCUUCACGCUCAGAGCCUGCUUAGCCCUUAGCAUCGCCACGGCGGCACGGUCAAACGGACUGGUUAACAUAGGCUUUCUUCUGUAUCUGCCUUCACUGCAUGCCAUUUCCCAGAUCCGUGUGUAUCGUGCAACAACUAAAGGUCACAGUAAAGUGCUCCACUAUAUCUUGGUGGUGGUCCGUCUUCUGUUCACCUCCCUCUUUGGAACGGCUGUCAUUGCUCUCCCCUUCUGCGCUUUCCAAUAUUAUGGCUACAGGACGUUUUGCACCCCGUCCACCUCCCUGGAGCAGAUCCAUCCGGCUCUCUUAUCCCUGGGUGAGCGGAAGGGCUACAGGGUUCCAGAUGAAAACAGCCCGCCGCCCCUCUGGUGCCUCAGACCUCUCCCCCUGCUUUAUUCACACAUUCAGGACGUUUACUGGGACGUGGGCUUCCUCCGUUACUUUGAGCUGAAGCAGAUACCGAAUUUUAUUCUGGCUAUGCCCAUGGCUACCCUCGCUAUUAUGGCCGCCUAUGCAUAUUUUCAUGCUAAUACAGAGCUGUGUUUAAGGCUUGGACUUUGGGGGACUGGACUGGAGAAACCUACACCAGGAUUCUUUAACCCAAAAGUCUUUGUGUAUGUUGUGCAUUCUACCGUUCUCCUAGUGUUUGGAACCCUGUGCAUGCAUGUGCAGGUUCUCACCAGAUUCAUGGCCUCUUCAUCUCCUGUGCCCUUCUGGAUAAGCGCCCACCUACUCCUCCUCAACGAGCCAUUUCUCCAUCGAAGGAAAAGCUCUAACCCCAACGUGCAGCUGCAGACUGAUCUUAAAAACUCCUGCGGGCACAAACCUCAGAACCCCAUCCUUGCUCUGCUUCCACAUUUUAAAACUUGCUCUCCCACCACGCAGAGCAUCCUGGGCUACUUCCUCUCAUACUGGAUACUGGGCCUUGCUUUGCAUUGCAACUUCUUGCCUUGGACUUGAUUUAUUAAAAUAAUCGGAGGAUAAAAGCGAUAUUUCUGCAUAGGUUGUUCCUGCAGAAUAAAUCUUUUUAACUUUUAAUAUACAAUGGUGAAGGUACAGUUUGCCUUGGGGAAAAAAAACAUGACUUGAGAAAAUAUUUUUAUGAAUGCCUGAUUUAAAAAAAAAAAAAAAAGAUAUGUUGUCAC
Molecule: messenger RNA, 1997 nt
Organism: Cyprinodon tularosa
Lineage: Eukaryota; Metazoa; Chordata; Actinopteri; Cyprinodontiformes; Cyprinodontidae
Gene: pigv
Product: phosphatidylinositol glycan anchor biosynthesis, class V
Exons: 3
Coding region: 301-1812 (503 amino acids)
Biological process (GO): GPI anchor biosynthetic process
Cellular component (GO): mannosyltransferase complex; endoplasmic reticulum membrane
Molecular function (GO): alpha-1,6-mannosyltransferase activity; GPI mannosyltransferase activity
Source: RefSeq, a predicted model, not a curated record